AGAAUCUAUCCAAUGAAGCUUGCUUACCAUGGCACACGCCACAUGCAACCCGACACUUGCCGCUAAUCCGGGACCUGCCUUUCUCUUUUGGCACUCGGGCAGUCAGGUUCGCCUUGGAAUGUGCCUUGCCUGUGGGAUUUUGAUGCCGUCGCACUCGGCUUAAUUCUCACAGCACACAAAGACACCACGUCCACCCAACGACUCCAGACCACAGAAUCCUCGCUUGAUCAUCAGAAUCCCUUCCGUGUUCGGACGCUCGAGUAAGCGGUCACUGUUCGCAACGAGUUUCCUUUCCCACGGGUUUAUCCCGCUCUCCAUACGGAGUACAUCCGCAUGGCGCCACAAUCUGGUCGUCCCAACGACCAGUCCCUGUUGGACAGGCUGAAUGCCCUCAAACCAACAGCGGUCACACUUGGGGAGCCAAAAAACAACGCGAUUUCUUCUGGACCGAAAUCCCAACCGGCGUCGAGGGAAGAUAUUUUGGCCCAACGGCUGCGGAUUCUUCGGUCCCAAUCGAGUAGCAGUAGCCGCCUUGAGGGUCUUGCCCACUGCGACAGCCGCUCGCAGCCGCCGGGCAUACCAGGCCGUGAGGGAGUUGGGUCAGCAGCACCGCCUUCUGUAGAGCGCCCUGCCAUAGGCGGCCCGGCUCUCAAGGAAGGAGUUGCCAGUCGAGCAACUUCGGUGUCCCAAGAGAGCCGCACAAUUGCCAAGCGGCAAGCACCCUCGUAUCCCGGUCUUUUCGUUGAGUCAACCGCGGUUGAUGAGGAUGCCGUCGACGAGCUCUUAGAAGCCUUGAGAGAUGAAGAAUUCGACCUCGCCGUGGAAGACUGCGUGGAAACGCCCCUUGAUUCCAAUUCAAACAACGAGACAAAGGAAGUUGGCAGUCUUCUUGAGUCGCUCGGCAGAGAGACCGAGGAUUCUGUCUCCACUGGAGACAAUAUCCGGCCAGAGGACGAUGAUGACUCGGACGGGGAGCAUAUGACACGAGCCGUCGAGCAGCUGCUUGCACAGAUUGGAGAGGAGAUGAACGCACUGCCCCCGCCUGCAGCAGCGGCUGCCGAAGGCGACAGUGGCCGGUCCCAGGAAUCGGAGCUUGAAUCUGGAGCAGCACCACUCCCUCAUAUUGUGAAAAGGCACGGGAAUGACGACCAGCCCUCCUUGGCCCUCCCUGUCGUACCUUCACGGCUCGUAGAUUCAGCACCGGACACGAAGCCAGAAGACGACUUCGAGAAGGACAUAUCUGCGCGCCUGGCUUCCCUCAGGGGUCUUGGGCCCCUGGACGAACUGGGGCUGCCUUCAGCGCCGACGUUCAGCCCUCAAGACCAGGCUCCCGCAAUCACCCGCUGCAGGGGACUGCUGAAAUCAACCAAAUACACGGACGAGGACCAUGAGACUUGGUGUAUUGUGUGUCUCGAUGACGCGACCAUCAGGUGUGUAGGGUGCGACAACGAUGUCUACUGCGCCCGUUGCUGGAAGGACAUGCAUAUUGGGCCUUCGGCAGGCUAUGAUGAACGGGGUCACCAAUGGGUGAAGUUUGAGAGGACCGGUCGACCAUAGCCGUUUUGCUUAGAGUUAAGAAAGCUCACAUACGCUUGAUACAGGGGAAAAGGAAGCGGCACGCCGACGUUACUCGAAAUCCUUCCUAUCAGUCCAGGCUGAUCCUGACCAGUCAGUCGAGAACCUCUCUCAUGCCAUCCAUCCCUUUUGCC
Molecule: messenger RNA, 1709 nt
Organism: Parathielavia appendiculata
Lineage: Eukaryota; Fungi; Ascomycota; Sordariomycetes; Sordariales; Chaetomiaceae
Exons: 3
Coding region: 334-1557 (407 amino acids)
Source: RefSeq, a predicted model, not a curated record